Siniperca chuatsi (mandarin fish) is the source of this 3093-nucleotide messenger RNA. RefSeq names its product WD repeat domain 43 (gene wdr43). NCBI's taxonomy places the organism in Eukaryota, Metazoa, Chordata, Actinopteri, Centrarchiformes, Sinipercidae. Gene Ontology annotation, biological process: maturation of SSU-rRNA from tricistronic rRNA transcript (SSU-rRNA, 5.8S rRNA, LSU-rRNA). Gene Ontology annotation, molecular function: protein binding. The coding region runs from base 99 to 2126 and encodes 675 amino acids. Gene Ontology annotation, cellular component: nucleolus. The record is from RefSeq and is a predicted model, not a curated record. The transcript has 19 exons.
GGGAGGGCGGUGCUGCUGACUCGCUAACGCGCAUGUCCUCUGGGGGCCACACGUGGUUUGUGUAAACCACGCACGCAGACUCAAUCAGCGGUUCAGAAAUGGCGGCCGAUGGUGGCAGCUCUUCGCUGCAGCUACCUUGCGUUUUUUCACCCAAAUCACGACAGUACUUAGCAUUGUGUGCCCAAGAUGGCAGACUUCGCGUUUGGAACACAGAUAGUAAAACACUUCACCAAGAAUAUGUGCCUUCAGCCCAUUUGAGUGCCACUUGUAUCUGCAUAGCCUGGGGACCAUGCCGGACAGUCAAGGAGGGGCCUCAGAGGAAGAAGAGGAAAUCGGAGGCAGGGCAGGUGGAGGAGAAGGCAGACCUGUUGGCAAUGGGCACAGCAGCGGGCAGUGUGCUCAUCUACAGUACAGCAAAGGGAGCACUGCACUGUACCCUGGAUGGAGGCCAUAGUGGAGCAGUGAAUUGUGUCCAGUGGCACCCUGAAGACAGUUUAUUAUACAGCGGCUCAGAUGAUACAAACAUCAUAGAGUGGGACCUGCAAACAGGCAAGGCGCGAAGUAAGUGGAAGGCGGACCGUGCGGCAGUGACCAGUCUGUGUGUGAGCCCUGAUGGCAAACUGCUGCUUUCAGCUGGUCAGAUAAUCAAGAUGUGGGACUUGGACACCAAGGAGGUUUACAGGAAGUUCACAGGCCACUCCACGGCUGUGACGACCCUGCGCUUUGCCACCACACGACCUCCUGACAGCAAUGGUCUCUAUUUCCUGUCUGGUGCCGCACAUGAUCGACUGCUCAGUGUUUGGCAAGUACGAGAAGACGGGAAGGACAAAAAUUCAGUGGUGUCCUUCACGCUGACAGACGAGCCGCAGCACAUCGACCUCGUCACUUCCAACAGCAAGGAAGAGGCGGUGAGGCUGGCAGUGGUGUGUAAGGAUGGGCAACUGCAUCUGUUUGAGCACUUUUUAAAUGGUGUGCACAUACCUAAAACCAAAAUUGAUUCAAAAAGCCAACCAGCAGCAUCACAACUGAAAGGGCCCUGUAAGAAGCCCAUGUCACCGUCGUGUACAGUGCAGAUGUCGGACACAAAGGACUCCCCAGUGCCGGUCCCAAUGCUGGCUGCUGCCCUCGGAGCUGAUACACGGACUGUGCUGCUGGCCUACGGCAACCACCUACAGCCUGUCAUGGAGAAAGUGGAGAUCAACACAGCAGAGAGACACGUCUGUUUGACCCGGGAUGUUCAGACCAGCUUGGCCCUUUCCAUGGAAACCACCGUUUCCAAGGUGAAAACCCCAAUUGUCAACACCAAGAGCAAAGUGUUGGUCCCAGGGCUUCCUGGUCACCAAGCCCCAGUCAAGGGAACCUCACAGGGAUCAGAGAAGAGGAAAAAAGACACAGACACCAAAGAGAUGUCGAUAGCGGAACGACUAGGUGAAAUCGAUCUGUCUACAGUCUCCGAGAAGGGAGCUCCUAAAGGGACGGCUUCUUUACAGACAGACAAUUUUGCAGUGCUGCUGGUGCAGGGCCUGGAGAGCAACGACGCAAACAUCCUAAAUAAAGUUUUCCAGACUCGCAAAGAAAUGGUGAUAAAGAAAACAGUCGCUCGGUUACCUCUCCCUGCUGUUUUACCUUUGGUGGAAGAGAUCACAAAGAGGCUCCAAGGGCACCCUUUUACGGCAGUUUUAAUGGUACGGUGGCUCAAGGCUGUGCUCAUGCACCACACAUCAUACCUGGCAUCGCUGCCAGACCUGGUCACCCAGCUGGGAGUGCUUUAUCACAUGAUAGAGAGCAGAGUGAAGAUGUUCCACAAGCUAACAAAGCUGCAUGGGAAACUGUAUCUCCUGAUGACACAGGUGGCGACAAGUGACAGCAGCAACACAGUUACAGAUGUUGACCACACAGCUAAGCUGGUGUAUGAAGAAGAAUCAUCUGAAGAUGAGGCCUCUGGUGAUGAAGGUCUUCCUGAUGCUGACGACUCUGAUAACUGGGAAGAGGAGGAUGUGAUAGAGGAGACAAUGGAAGAAGACAAGGAGGAACAAGCAGAAGAGGAGGAUCCAGACAACAGAACAGAUUCCAAAGCUAACGGAGAGGAAGAAAUGGAGCGCGGAAACGAGAGCGAAGAGGAAUGAGAGCGAAUGAGGAGAAAUGCCAAUCAUACAUAAAAUGGACCUGAAAGAGUUAUAUAUACUUUCAUUUUAUUUUCAUGCUUUUGAUUUUAUUAUCAGAACAAAGUUUGGUUUUACAAAAUAAAGUGACACAUGUUGAAACGUGGGCAGCUUGGCCCCCUUCCUCACCACAACACAGUUGAGCCACAAGCGUGGCGAUUUCAUACUUUUGCCUUGCCUGUCUGAGGAACAGAUGCAACAUUUUGGGGAGUACAGCGAAACAUUCUGCAAAAUGUGAAAUUAAUGCACCUGCUUCUGCUGUCAGUGGGCAUCCCAGCUCUAUAGCCUGAUGAGUUUGCAUUGAUAAAGACUGAAAAUGUAUUGGUGGUUUUCCAGUUUGCCUACACUGCAGUCUGCAUUCCAAAUUUUAUGUCAUUAUGUAAUAAAUAGUAUUAAAUAUAUUGUAUGACCAGCAUAACAGUAGAUGAGACAGCACUCUGUGAUUGGUUUAUUCUAACCUAUCUCUGUAGGCCAUCUGGAACACGCCUUGUUGUUCAGCGGAGCCCACAGAUGCAAACACAAUGUGGUGUGGAGUUGGGAUGCAGGCCCCCCGGCUGUUCGUUGUACGGAAUACUGCUCGAUCCAGAGGUGGGCUUGCCAGGAAAGACCAUGCAUCAUGUCCCUACACAAUGUAAAUCUGUAUGUACAGUGUAGUGUCUGUAUGAGCUCUUCCCUCUACAGCUACCCCCCAGAAAUCCUUGGGAUUAAAUGAACUCCCGUAAAGUCUCUUGAAUGCUGUUUUUUAUUUUUAUUUUUUUUUGUUGUUUCCAGAUUUGUUGCAGCCCUCUUGUUUUAACUUUGUUCUUUUUAUGCGUUAGGUUUCUGGGCAUACCCUGAUGUCCGCUGCUUUGAACCCAUAGUCACAGGGGCAACUGAGAACAGAACAUGUGAACUUUGCUCAAAUAGGUGAAUAAAUGGGUUUUCAAAAAGA